Messenger RNA from Tachysurus vachellii, 2020 nucleotides. It is a transcript of the gene gabrr2a, whose product is annotated as gamma-aminobutyric acid type A receptor subunit rho2a. NCBI's taxonomy places the organism in Eukaryota, Metazoa, Chordata, Actinopteri, Siluriformes, Bagridae. The record is from RefSeq and is a predicted model, not a curated record. The transcript has 9 exons. Gene Ontology annotation, molecular function: GABA-A receptor activity; extracellular ligand-gated monoatomic ion channel activity; neurotransmitter receptor activity. The coding region runs from base 146 to 1558 and encodes 470 amino acids. Gene Ontology annotation, cellular component: neuron projection; membrane; GABA-A receptor complex. Gene Ontology annotation, biological process: regulation of membrane potential; nervous system process; signal transduction.
UUAUAGCGGUGAGAUUUAAACGGUUGCCAUAGCGAUGCGCGGUGCAGCCCGUCGCGCGCUCUGACCCGAGCGGUGCCGCCGAUCCCGGGUCCGAGUGCUCAGGGAUGAUCCGCGUGCAGGGUGGCCGUGCAGGGUGACGCGCAGGAUGCCUGGUCUGGAACUCUUGCUGAUUGUAGCCGUGUGUCUGGUUCCUGUGGAGGAGUGCAGGAGUUACAGCGCAGCGCGGGAGAAACGCUGGACCGGAGCUGAGACCGAGAAGCGAGGAGUCCCUUUGGCGAAGAAGCCUCCAGAUGUGACCAAAUCCAGGAAGGUGAAAACAGAGCAGCUACUCAGAGUGGAUGAUCAUGACUUCACCAUGAGACCAGCAUUCGGAGGUCCCGCGAUUCCUGUGGGCGUCGACGUCCAGGUCGAAAGCUUGGACAGUAUUUCAGAAGUAGAUAUGGACUUCACCAUGACCAUAUACCUUAGACACUACUGGAAGGACGAGCGCCUGUCCUUUACCAGCACCACGAACAAAAGCAUGACUUUCGACGGACGCUUGGUGAAAAAGAUCUGGGUCCCAGAUGUGUUUUUUGUACACUCAAAGAGAUCCUUCAUCCACGACACCACCACUGAGAACAUCAUGCUGAGGGUUUUCCCUGACGGCCAUGUUCUCUACAGUCUGAGAGUAACGGUUACAGCCGCCUGCAACAUGGACUUCAGCCGCUUUCCUCUAGAUUCGCAAACCUGUUCUCUAGAGCUCGAGAGCUAUGCUUACACAGAUGAAGAUCUGAUGCUGUACUGGAAGAGCGGGGACGAGUCUCUAAGCACAGACGACAGGAUCUCACUGUCUCAGUUCCUCAUCCAGAAGUUUCACACUACCUCUCGUCUGGCUUUCUACAGCAGCACAGGCUGGUACAACCGGCUGUACAUCAACUUCACACUGCGGCGUCACAUCUUCUUCUUCCUGCUGCAGACGUACUUUCCAGCCACGCUCAUGGUCAUGCUGUCCUGGGUGUCCUUCUGGAUCGAUCGCAGAGCCGUACCAGCCCGAGUCUCCCUGGGUAUCACUACAGUGCUCACUAUGUCCACCAUCAUCACCGGCGUGAACGCGUCCAUGCCUCGUGUGUCGUACAUCAAAGCUGUGGACAUUUAUCUAUGGGUCAGCUUUGUGUUUGUUUUCCUCUCGGUGCUUGAGUACGCCGCAGUCAAUUACCUUUCCACCGUACAGGACAGGAGGGAGCGCAAGCUCAGAGAGCGACUCAGAGCACAGUCGUUGUCCUGCUCUUGUGGCUUGUCCCACACCAGGACCAUGAUGCUGGACGGGACGUGCAGCGAGGCGGACGCUAACAGCCUGGCCGGAUACACCGAUGCCCCCAUGAUGCCGCAGGAGGUGGAGAAACGUGAGCACAUGGUGGUGCACCUGUCGGUCAGUAACGCCUCUACGGCUACCAAGAAGAAAGGCCUGCGCAACUUCAGCAUAAUCCAGAACACACACGUCAUCGACAAGUACUCACGCAUGAUCUUUCCAGGAUCCUACAUCUUUUUCAACCUCAUAUACUGGUCUGUUUAUUGCUGAUGUCUGGGACAUGAAGACUCCAUGACCACAUCUGGACUAUUUUUGUGUUGACGUUUCAGACGGACAACUUCCCCUUGUCAGGUUUCACUAUAAAAAUGUAAACAAAUUAUAUGUCGAAUUUAAACGGGAAAGAUGUCAUAUUUAUUUAUUUAUUUAUUUAUUUAUUGUCUCUUUCCGAUUUCCUGUAUUUUUCUCCAGCUCCAUUGUACUUUAGGUGCAGAACCAAGAUUCUAAGGGGUGGAGCUAGACACCUGCUCCAACUCCUCCUACAGGCCAAAUAACUUUCCCCAUAAUAUUUUUCCCAGCAUCGUUAGAUUUCACAUAGUAACUGAUUUACGUCAAUACUAUGGCACGCUCACGCUACAUCAUACUGCCAGGAGCUACUGGGACAGUUCCCUGUUAGACCACCAGUAGGCGCUGGAAGGCGUUUUCACCAUAGCCUGCGUUUUUGUUUGUUUAUUC